Messenger RNA from Penicillium salamii, 999 nucleotides. NCBI's taxonomy places the organism in Eukaryota, Fungi, Ascomycota, Eurotiomycetes, Eurotiales, Aspergillaceae. The record is from the annotation of a GenBank genome assembly.
AUGUUAAUAGGCCUCGUCUUUCUCUACGCACUGUGCGUUCUCGGUGUGAGCAAGUGGAAGAUGCGCAGGUAUGCGGCGACAGAGGCAAAGGAGCAGGAGGUAGAGGCAGAGAUAUUUCCGAUGCUACACAAAGACGAUAUCCCAUUCGGCGCACGAGCUUUGGAAAGCGGAAUCGAGAUCGAAGGAAUCUGGAAUUCAAACCCCAACACACCGGUCCCGAGUCCACACCAGCCUUCAACUCCUGUCAGAAGUAGGCCUUCCAGUUUGUCACCAAAGUCGCUGCCUCGAGAUCCCGAGACCUUCAGUACCUCAACAGACUCACAGAGCCCAUUGAUCAGCCCAAAGGCCGUACUACCGGCUAACCAACGAGGAAAUGCGCCCGAGGCCAAUCUACCUCUCAUUCAUAAGGCCCAGAGACCGAGCAACUUGAACCCCCGAGGAAAUCUUCCCGCGAAGCGCAAACGCCUCCCGAAGUCCAUCCUGGUGUCGCCUGCCAGAGAAGAAGCACUGGUUGGCGUCAAAGACCCUGUGGUCAAAGAAAGACGCGUCAGCUUCCAUUCUCGAGUGUUUCCACCGCCCCAACGUCCGGAAGUAGUGGACUACCCAGUGGGCUCCGACGGAACUCAGGAUGAGUCGGGCUUUAUCGCAGCCAUGAUGGGGGUUGAUCCUCAUUCUUCGCCGAAACAGAAGCGAGCUUCACGACUGACAAGUAAGUUGGCCCGAUAUAAUUCGAUGACUGAGCGUGAGACUAAUAAACACUGCCUUUGUACAGAGGGUCUUCGUCGGCGUUCGUCUGAAGAGUUCCGCCGCAAGAUGAGUCAAAUCUUCAAUGACAACAUGGCACUGGAAGUGUCUAGCGAACAGUUGGAAUUCAACCCGGCCUUGCGAGAAUAUAGCAAGCGAAAUUUUCGAAAGUCUUUACUUCGUCCGCUUCGUCCUUGGUUUAACCAUGCGGGGAAUGACUCCGCCGAGGAAAAGGUUGAGCAGCCUUUGUCUUGA